Medioppia subpectinata is the source of this 1566-nucleotide messenger RNA. NCBI's taxonomy places the organism in Eukaryota, Metazoa, Arthropoda, Arachnida, Sarcoptiformes, Oppiidae. The record is from the annotation of a GenBank genome assembly.
CGUCACAUUUGUGUUUGAAAUGCAUUUCCUUUUCCUUUGAAUGCUUUUCAGUGAAAACAAUUGAAACCAUCGAUAAUGAAGAUCGAGGCGUGUUCAUUCAGUGGGUACAAGAUCUACCCUGGUCACGGCAAACGCAUCGUUAAGGCCGAUGGCAAGGUGUACAUCUUCUUGAACGCGAAGGCAGAGGCGGCGCAUCUGAUGCGUCGAAACCCCCGUAAGAUCACGUGGACUGUCCUCUACCGACGCAAACACCGCAAAGGUAUCGAAGAGGAGCUCCAGAAGAAGCGCACGCGAAGAACCACUAAAUUCCAGAGGGCUAUCGUCGGCGCCAGUCUUAACGACAUUCUCGCCAAACGUAAUAUGAAGCCAGAGGUCAGGAAAGCCCAGAGAGAACAGGCGAUUAGGUAUGUGUUGCGUGUCUGCGGCGGUGGUGGCCCUCACGAGUGGCACCGUUUUGACCGCUAUUUGAUUGGUAGCUGCGAAAGAGAAACAGAGGGCAGCGAAGACCCAGAAGAAGGCAUCGUUACCUCCCGCGAAGGCUGGAAAGGCAAAGGCGGCCCAAAAAGCAGCCAAACCUAUGAUGACGAAAGCGCCCAGAGUUGGAGGAAAGAGAUAAUCGAGACAUUCGCCUGUUUUUCUCUUUUUAACAAAUUUGUCGCUAAAUUUUGGCAGAGUUGGGCCAUGAUAUUCGCCGCAUCCGAGUAUACGGUCUCCUUAUAUGACGUGAUCGGCGAGAAUGUGGACAAAGCUUUGGUAUCAAUCGAGAGUCAGUUGAAGAACUUGGAGGCCAAGGGCUUACUUCGCGGUCAAAUCAGUGCCAAACAACAGUUCGCUCUAAUAAGCAAAGCAAACACUUUGAAAGACUGUCUCCACAACGCUAUUCACGUUCAGGAAUGUGUGUUCGAAGACUUGGAGCUGAAGAGGAAAGUGUUCAAAGAGUUGGACGAAAUAGCAUCGGAUGACGUGGUUCUGUGCAGUUCGACGAGUUGUAUACUGCCCUCACUAUUCCAGUCCGAUCUCAAACACCGUCGACAGGCCAUCGUUGGCCAUCCGGUGAACCCGCCCUAUACUAUACCAUUGGUCGAAGUCGUGCCCAACAAAUACACCGACGAAGAGGUGGUUAAGAGGACUCGAGCUCUGUUCACAGCCGUCGGUCAGAAGCCGGUGGUGUUGAAGAAGGAGGUGAACGGCUUUAUAGGCAAUCGCAUACAGUAUGCGAUUCUCAGCGAAACCUAUCGUCUGAUCGAAGAGGAAGUGAUUAGUGUUGAGGAUGUGGACACUGUUAUGGCCGACGGGUUUGGCUUGAGAUGGGCAUUGAUGGGCCCGUGGGAGACCGCACACCUGAACGCCCAAGGAAUGAAAGAGUACUUUGAGAAAUACGCGAAGAGUAUGAACAGUGUUUGUCAAGACUUCGGAGCCGUUCCCUCGUUUGAGGGCAAAGGCGCUGACAUUAUAACAAAGGAAAUGCAUAAACGAAUUCCUGUCGAAGAUUUGCCACAAAGAAGGCGUUGGAGAGACGAAAGACUCAUUGCUUUGACACAAUUGAAGAAGAAAUUGGAUCCAUAA